AUGGCUUCUAAACAACAACUUCGUACAACGGUCACUGAUCUUCUCAAGAUCAACCAUCCUAUUAUCCUUGCUGGAAUGAAUGUUGCUGCUGGUCCAAAACUCGCAGCAGCAGUCACAAAUGCUGGUGGUUUAGGUGUUCUUGGAGGUAUUGGCUAUACUCCAGAUAUGUUGAGAGAACAGAUUGCCGAACUCAAAUCAUUUUUGGAUGAUCAGAAUGCUCCUUUUGGUGUUGAUCUUUUACUUCCACAAGUUGGAGGUUCUGCGAGAAAGACAAACUACGAUUAUACCAAGGGAAAGCUAGACGAACUUAUUACCAUCAUAAUCGACAGUGGAGCAAAACUCUUCGUUUCUGCCGUCGGAGUACCACCCAUACAUGUUGUUGAACGACUACACAAAGCUGGUAUUCUCUAUGCCAACAUGAUCGGACAUCCCAAACAUGUUAAGAAAUGCUUGGAACUCGGCGUUGAUAUCAUUUGCGCACAAGGCGGAGAAGGUGGAGGUCAUACAGGAGAUGUUCCCACAACUGUUCUGAUCCCAGCAGUGGUUGAGCUCUGCAAGGGAAAGACUAGUCCUAUGACUGGAAAACCCGUGCAAGUCGUUGCUGCAGGAGGUAUUUUCAAUGGAGCCACUGUCGCGGCAGCUUUAAUGUUGGGCGCAAGUGCUGUGUGGGUUGGAACUAGAUUCAUCUUGACUGAUGAAGCUGGUGCACCAAAGGCUCAUCAAGAGGCCGUGAGAACAGCGGGGCAUGAUGAUAAUGUUAAAACCAUCAUCUUCACCGGUCGACCAUUACGUGUACGAACCAACAGUUACAUCCAAAACUGGGAAGAAAAUCGUGCAUCGGAGAUCAAGGAACUUACAGCUAAGGGUAUCAUUCCUGUCGAACAUGACUUCGAGACUCUUGGUGAUGAUAUUGAUGAUGAUACCAUGGACAAUGCACGACCUUUCUUGAUGGGUAAGGCAGCUGCAGUUGUCAAUGAGAAGAAGAGCGCAAAGGCUGUGGUUGAUGAAUUGGUUAGUGAUGCUGUAGCAUGUAUUCACAAGGGGGAGAAAUUGACUGCGAAGUUGUAA
This is a messenger RNA of Sclerotinia borealis F-4128, 1068 nucleotides long. The record is from the annotation of a GenBank genome assembly. Lineage: Eukaryota; Fungi; Ascomycota; Leotiomycetes; Helotiales; Sclerotiniaceae.